Octopus sinensis (East Asian common octopus) is the source of this 2154-nucleotide messenger RNA. Its product is annotated as protein XRP2. The coding region runs from base 840 to 1886 and encodes 348 amino acids. Gene Ontology annotation, cellular component: periciliary membrane compartment; cilium. The transcript is spliced from 9 exons. NCBI's taxonomy places the organism in Eukaryota, Metazoa, Mollusca, Cephalopoda, Octopoda, Octopodidae. Gene Ontology annotation, biological process: post-Golgi vesicle-mediated transport. Gene Ontology annotation, molecular function: GTPase activator activity. The record is from RefSeq and is a predicted model, not a curated record.
UCUAGCUUGGCCGCCGCACCAAGCGUGCAUGGUUUGAGUUGGAAGGAAAAAAACAGCUCGGCUGUCUGUCUCUGUCUGUUGCUGCUCUGUGUUUGUUUUAUUUUUUUUUUUUGCAGCAAAUGGUCAGUGAAGUGGCGAGCGGUGGAAGUAAUUGCUUGCUCAACUGACAGUUAUUGGGAUUGCUAAGUUUGUUUUAGAGGUUUUUCCUCCCCCCGCCGUGUUUGGUGCUGCUGCCUGUUGUUGUUGCUUCUGAUGAUGAUGAUGACGAUGAUGAUGCUGUCUUAGCGUCAACAGCAAGAUAAAAAGAAAAAAAAACACAUAUAUACUCAUACAUAUACACAUAUAUGUGCAUAUAUGCAUGUAACAUAUGCAUAUAUUAGAUAUAUAUAUACGCACACACACACAUCUAUAUAUAUUACUCACAGAUUCUCACACACGCGCGCACACACAGAGAGACGUGCAUCUUUGAAUGAGUGAAUGCAUGGAACAAACCGUGGGGCGCAAAAAAGGAAGAAAAGAAAGCAGCAAUAAACACGAACGUCCCCUUCUAUCCAAAACAGUUCGGAGCAUCAUCAUUUUUAUAUUAUAAGUGAAAAAGGAAAGAAGCGAAAGCGAAAAUAUAAAUUGGAUUUUAAUCGCAACAGUUUUUUUACCAAGGCGUUAACUCUCUCUCUCUCAAUCGGAAUAAAAAAAAGUCAUUUAUCCAAAGAAUUACAUAUAUAUAUAUAUAUACAUAUAUAUACAUACGCCUCAGUGAUCCUGUAUAGGAAAAAUAAAUCAGGGUAUUUUAGAUAAUCAGACCCACUCCUUUAAAGGCGCUAGCAGCUAUUUCCGAGACCAUGGGGUGUCUGUGUCCGAAGGUACGGGAAGCCCUGACGGCUGAAGACACCACACAACCAUCGAAGUAUUCUUGGGAGAAGCGGCCCAAAAUCGAUGUCAAAGAUUACACGAUAGCAAAUGUUAAAAACACAACCAUGGGCCGCAUGCCGGGGACUGUCGAUGGACAGCAGUUUAUUAUAGAAAAAUGCGAGGAUACAAAUAUUUACAUCUUUGACCAUUCGGCCUCCGUGACCAUCGAUGACUGUAUCAACUGCAGAAUAUUUCUGGGACCAGUGAAAACAAGUGUCUUUGUAAGGGACUGCAAAAACUGCAAAAUAAUGACAGGGUGUCAGCAAUACAGGACCAGAGACUGUACCCAGAUUGACAGCUUCCUUUUGUGUACCACAAAACCCAUCAUCGAAUCUUCGACAGAAAUGAAGUUUUCAUGUUUCCAGUAUUACUAUCCUCAAUUAGAAGAACAUUUCCGAAGUGCACAGCUGAGCACCUUCAACAACAACUGGAGCAGUAUUUUCGAUUUCACACAAGUUGCUGGGAUGCCAAACCUCUCCCUCUUACCUGCGGACAUCAAAGUUGAAGAUUACAUUCCAUUACCAACUGUAGAACCUUUCAACAGCCUGGAAAUUGAUACAGACCCACUGCGAAGUGUCGUACCAGUUACAUUAGGCUCGCGAGAACGGUCAUCAGAAGAGUCAUGUUUGAUGGUGUUCUUCAGUGAUGGCAGUUCACAUGACCGCGCUGUGCGGUUCAUUGAAAAAAUGAAAACAGAACAUCCGGAGGUAUCAUUGCUACAGAGCAGCGAAGUCGAAAUGGAGAAAGAUGAAGUGGAACGAGUGUUUGGAAGUCUGUCUUACCAAGCGGCAGCAAAACAAGGUCCCGUGAUAGGGCUUGAGUUGUGUGGUGACGGAGUGAUCAGCUUCUGCCAGAACCAAAUUGUGAACAUAAUGAAGGGAACCACGGGUCUGGUGUUCGUCAGCCAGAACAAGGCGUUGGCCAGCAAACAGAUCGAAAACUUCUUCAACUACUCGGACAUGCAGAUGAAGAUCUGAUGCUCCUCUGCCGAGCGACCGCGGCGGAGGGGUGCAAAGGAAAACACCGCCGCCGCCGCCCCUCUCCGCCUGCCUACCUACCUACCUACCUACCUACCUACCCACCUGCCCAUCCACAGAAAACAACCAGUCGCUCAUCACUAACUCUCCUCCUCUAACUUUACCACUGAGAGAAAGAGAGAGAGACAGACAGACAGAGAGAGAGAGAGAGAGAUACUGAUGUGCACAUCCAUCCAAAUAUUUAGUCCAAAGUUUUUUUGUUUUUUUU